Thermochaetoides thermophila DSM 1495 is the source of this 1194-nucleotide messenger RNA. RefSeq names its product ATP-dependent RNA helicase-like protein. The transcript is spliced from 5 exons. Lineage: Eukaryota; Fungi; Ascomycota; Sordariomycetes; Sordariales; Chaetomiaceae. The record is from RefSeq and is a predicted model, not a curated record. Bases 1 to 1194 code for a protein of 397 amino acids. Gene Ontology annotation, molecular function: RNA helicase activity; RNA binding; ATP binding.
AUGGCUACCGACAAGGGUCUCGAGGAUGUCCCUGAGGGACAGAUCGAGUCUAACUACGAUGAGACCGUCGACUCGUUUGAUGAGAUGAAUUUGAAGCCUGAGCUGCUUCGCGGUAUCUAUGCCUACGGUUUCGAGCGCCCGUCUGCUAUCCAGCAGCGGGCUAUCAUGCCUGUCAUCAAGGGCCACGAUGUCAUCGCCCAGGCCCAAUCCGGUACUGGCAAGACAGCCACCUUCUCCAUCUCAGUCCUGCAGAAGAUCGACCCCAACCUGAAACAGUGCCAGGCCCUCAUCCUGGCCCCGACCCGCGAGUUGGCCCAGCAGAUCCAGAAGGUUGUCGUCGCCAUUGGCGACUUCAUGAACGUUGAGUGUCAUGCCUGCAUUGGUGGCACCAGUGUUCGCGAGGACAUGAAGGCCCUCCAGGAGGGUCCUCAGAUCGUCGUUGGUACCCCUGGCCGUGUCCACGACAUGAUUCAGCGUCGCUUCCUCAAGACCGACGCCAUGAAGAUGUUCGUCCUUGACGAGGCCGACGAGAUGCUUUCGCGUGGUUUCACCGAGCAGAUCUACGACAUCUUCCAACUGCUGCCUCAGUCCACCCAGGUCGUCCUGCUCUCGGCCACCAUGCCUCAGGAUGUCCUCGAGGUCACGACCAAGUUCAUGCGCGACCCCGUCCGCAUUCUGGUCAAGAAGGACGAGCUUACCUUGGAGGGUAUUAAGCAGUUUUACAUUGCUGUCGAGAAGGAGGAGUGGAAGCUGGACACUCUCUCCGAUCUGUACGAGACGGUCACCAUUACCCAGGCCGUCAUCUUCUGCAACACCCGUCGCAAGGUUGACUGGCUCACUGAGAAGCUGACCCAGCGCGACUUCACCGUCUCGGCUAUGCACGGUGACAUGGAUCAGGCCCAACGUGACCUGAUCAUGAAGGAGUUCCGUUCCGGCUCGUCGCGUGUGCUCAUCGCUACCGACCUGCUCGCCCGUGGUAUCGAUGUCCAGCAGGUGUCGCUGGUCAUCAACUAUGACCUGCCUACCAACCGUGAGAACUACAUCCACCGUAUUGGUCGCGGUGGUCGUUUCGGCCGUAAGGGUGUUGCCAUCAACUUCGUUACUGCCGAGGAUGUGCGCAUGAUGCGUGAGAUUGAGCAGUUUUACAGCACCCAGAUCGAGGAGAUGCCCAUGAACGUGGCCGAUUUGAUCUAA